AUGCUGGGAUUGUACGAUAGACCUCCAAAUAAUCAGCAGAAAUUGAAAGAAAAAAUAUCCAGCCCGGCCCAGCCCCAAGCAGCCCGCAGCCCAGCCCCAAGCAGCCCGGCCCAGCCCAGCAGCAGCCCAGCCCCAAGCAGCCCCAGCCCCAAGCAGCCCGGCCCCAAGCCCCAAGCAGCCCCAGCCCCAAGCAGCCCGCCCAGCCCAAGCAGCAGCCCAGCCCCAAGCAGCAGCAGCCAGCCCCAAGCCAAGCCCAGCCCAGCCCCAAACA
Messenger RNA from Leucoraja erinaceus (little skate), 271 nucleotides. RefSeq lists its product as uncharacterized. The record is from RefSeq and is a predicted model, not a curated record. NCBI's taxonomy places the organism in Eukaryota, Metazoa, Chordata, Chondrichthyes, Rajiformes, Rajidae. The transcript is spliced from 3 exons. The annotation marks the transcript as partial.